Molecule: messenger RNA, 647 nt
Organism: Pipistrellus kuhlii (Kuhl's pipistrelle)
Lineage: Eukaryota; Metazoa; Chordata; Mammalia; Chiroptera; Vespertilionidae
Gene: NDUFC2
Product: NADH:ubiquinone oxidoreductase subunit C2
Exons: 3
Coding region: 153-515 (120 amino acids)
Biological process (GO): mitochondrial electron transport, NADH to ubiquinone
Cellular component (GO): mitochondrial inner membrane
Source: RefSeq, a predicted model, not a curated record
GGAAGCGUUCGAGCGCUGCACCGCCCUGCGCAGUGCCCUUCAGCCCAGCGCCGGGAGGAGAAAGUUUAGGGCGAGGAACCCGCCGGUGGUCGUGGUGCUUCUCCUCCUCGUUGGCGGUCUGAGGCCAGGCCUCACAUAAGAACGGCCUCAAUAUGAUGGCCGGACGGCCGGGCCGAAGGCCCUUGGAGUUCCUGCCGGAUGAAGCGCGGAGCCUGCCCCCGCCCAAGCUGACGGACCCGCGGCUCGCCUACUUCGGCUUCUUGGGCUACUGCUCGGGCCUCCUGGAUAACGCGAUCCGGCAGAGGCCGGUGCUGACGGCCGGUGUGCAUCGCCAGCUUCUAUAUAUUACUUCCUUUUUUUUUGUUGGAUAUUAUCUUCUAAAACGUCAAGACUAUAUGUAUGCUUUGAAGGACCAUGAUAUGUUUGCAUAUAUAAAAUCACAUCCAGAGGAUUUUCCUGAAGAAGAUAAGAAAACGUAUGGUGAGAAAUUUGAAAAAUUCUACCCAGUGCGUUGAAGUCUUCAAAUCACUUUCUUUGGUUUCACUGAAAACAGUUAUUUCUGAAUUUUGUGGAGCAUGAUUUCAUGAUAUCUGAAGUUUAUAUUAACCUGUAUGUUAACACCUUGUGAUUAAAGUGAUCAUCAUGAA